AAAAACACACUUGUACCGUACAGGUACGAGAUGGCAGGGAGGGCUCCCUGCUGGGAGCGGGCAGCCCGCUGGUCGCUCUGCACGCUCGGCAUGCUGCUGUCUGUGUACGCCCUGCAUGUGGAGCUUUCCCGGGAGAGAGACCCGGGCUACCGAGCCAUGUGCGACCUUGGCGCCUCGGUCAGCUGCUCCAAAGUCUUCACGUCCAGGUGGGGCCGUGGCUUCGGACUAGUGCAAUUAGUCUUGUCAAAAGAGAACAUAUUAAAUCAGCCUAACAGUGUCCUGGGAAUCAUCUUCUACACGCUGCAGUUGGCAUUGGGUCAGUCAGCGUCCAGCAGAGCAGCGCUGUUUCUGGUGUUUUCCUCUUGGGUUUCAGUGGCAGGGUCGCUUUACCUAGCUGGAGUGCUGCUCUUCAUUCUAGAGGACCUCUGCCUGGUGUGCGUCACAACGUACCUCAUCAACUUUGCUUUGCUCUACACCAACCUCAGGAGGAAAAGGGGGUUGACUUUGGCCAAAGAGAAGGCUGGUUGAGAGGCUGCAAGAUAAACAGCAACAAGCAUUUGCAUGUGGCCAUAAAGGAUGAAGAUGUUUCCUUGACUUUACUGUUACAUUGAAACAUGCAUAAAGAGGAAUUCAGAUUCAUUAAUUUCCAUCCUUGAUUUUAAAGAUUUUAACACAGUAUUGUAUCUUUUUGAAACCGAUUUCAUAUAGGGCGCCUAUUCUGGUUCAUGGUAAUCAUACAGGACAUUAAAUAGGUAUGGAAAGUAACAGGAAAGUAACACCUGCAAAAUAUCAAUAAAACAUCCCGAAUUUUUGUUUUGUUCCAAAAGUAACGUACCCACUUUUAACGGAUUAAACUAAGGCCUUUAAAAUGCAGUAUUUGUAAGUUUUCUAAGCAACACCCUAUGGAAGAAGUAGUUUUGAAAUAAAAUAUGAAGGCUCGGA
Molecule: messenger RNA, 942 nt
Organism: Paramormyrops kingsleyae
Lineage: Eukaryota; Metazoa; Chordata; Actinopteri; Osteoglossiformes; Mormyridae
Gene: vkorc1
Product: vitamin K epoxide reductase complex, subunit 1
Biological process (GO): peptidyl-glutamic acid carboxylation; blood coagulation; vitamin K metabolic process
Molecular function (GO): vitamin-K-epoxide reductase (warfarin-sensitive) activity
Source: RefSeq, a predicted model, not a curated record